GCACCCGCGGCUCACGCCGCGCCGCGCAGCCCCGCGGAGGCUCCGCGGGCAGGGCCGGGCAGGAGCCCGCCCGCUCGGAGCCUCCGCCAGCCCCCUCGGAGCGCAACCCCCCGCACGCGUGUUCUGCCCACCCGAUCAGCCGAGGGGGGCGGCGGGGCGCGGCAGGUCUCCUCGCCCUGACGGCGCCCCCGGCCCCCGCGGUGCCUUGCGCGGCCGCGGAGGAACGGCGGACCCGCUCCUCGCCCGCGGGGUGCCGCCGCCGCGCCCCCCCACCCCACCCGACCCCACCCCACCCGGGGCGGUGCCGCACCGCGGGGCGUACCGCUGGUGGAGCGGCGCGGCGGGGCCGGAGGCGCCGUGCGCGCCCCGCGGAGCGCCCCGCGGAAGAUGGCGUACAUCCAGUUGGAACCAAUAAAUGAGGGUCUGCUUGCAAGAAUCUCGGAUCUCUUGCUGUGCCGGUGGACUUGUAGAAAUUGUUGUCAGAAGUGUUUCGACUGUAGCUGUUGUCAAACAAAUGAAGAUGAAGUUGAAAUCCUGGGACCUUUUCCUGCUCAAACUCCAGCCUGGCUGAUAAGCAGCCAAAAUGAGGACAAAGAUGGAGACUCCGAUAAUACAAUCAGUGAGCUGCCUCCCACUCUUCAGGAUGUUUCCCCUGACAGAAGGCGGUCAUCUUCAGAUGCGUCACGGUCCACUUACAGCCUCACAAGGCGGAUUUCAAGUUUAGAGUCGAGGAGGCCAAGUUCUCCAUUAAUUGACAUUAAGCCUAUCGAGUUUGGAAUAAUAGGAGCUAAGAAAGAAAUAGUUCAGCCAACUAUCCUGCGAAAAACCUAUACCCCAGAUGACUAUUUUAGAAAAUUUGAACCAAGACUGUACUCUCUUGACUCGAAUAGUGAUGAUAUGGACUCCUUGACGGAUGAGGAGAUCUUAUCAAAGUAUCAGCUGGGCAUGCUGCAUUUUAGCACUCAGUAUGACCUGUUGCAUAAUUAUCUAAUAGUGCGAGUCAUUGAGGCUAGAGAUCUGCCUCCUCCAAUUUCUUACGAUGGUUCAAGGCAAGAUAUGGCUCACUCCAACCCCUACGUCAAGAUCUGCCUUCUUCCUGAUCAGAAGAACUCCAAGCAGACCGGAGUGAAACGCAAAACGCAGAACCCGGUGUUUGAAGAGAGGUACACAUUUGAAAUCCCCUUUUUAGAAGCCCAGAGAAGAACUCUGCUUUUAACCGUAGUGGAUUUUGACAAAUUCUCACGCCAUUGUGUUAUUGGCAAAGUGUCAAUGCCCUUGAGUGAUGUAGACCUCGUGAAAGGUGGACACUGGUGGAAAGCCCUUGUGCCUAGUUCUCAGAAUGAAGUGGAGCUGGGAGAGCUGCUCUUGUCACUAAAUUACCUACCCAGCGCGGGAAGACUGAAUGUGGACAUCAUUAGAGCAAAACAGCUUCUUCAGACAGACAUGAGCCAAGGUUCAGAUCCCUUUGUGAAAAUUCAGCUUGUUCAUGGAUUAAAGUUAACAAAAACCAAGAAGACCUCCUGCAUGCGGGGCACAAUAGAUCCCUUCUACAAUGAGUCCUUCAGCUUCAAGGUUCCACAGGAAGAACUGGAGAAUGCCAGCCUAGUGUUCACAGUGUAUGGGCACAAUGUGAAGAGCAGCAAUGACUUCAUUGGGAGGAUUGUGAUCGGGCAGUACUCAACAGGCGCCCCCGAGUCCAACCACUGGCGCCGGAUGCUCAACGCACACCGGACGGCUGUGGAGCAGUGGCACAGCCUGCGGUCCCGGGAGGAGUGUGACCGCGUCUCUCCAGCAUCCCUGGAGGUAACAUGAGGUGGGGCACUAACAGCAGCCAGACCAAGCAGGCGGACGAAGUAAAAAAUAAACCACCGACCGAAACACCCCACCUCACACCCUACAUGCACCCCACAGCAGCUCCGUUGGAUUGAAGUGGCUGCCAGCACCCAACCGGCAGCGCUGGCCUCUGCGAACCGUGUCCCACCAGGUCCUGGCUGUUCCCCUGGGGCCACCAGCAGCCCAGGUGGCCGGACCUCUCGCUGCUCGCACGCGGCACUGCUCGGCUGUUUGCAUCCUGUGCAGCGGAGCACGUGGCCAGGCGGCAUGGGCUGUGCAUGGAGGUGCCGCGGGAAGUGCUGAGCGGGUGGAAGAGUUGGGAGUUGCCUCUGCUGUCCUUCCAGUCCAAAUCCAUGGUUCAUCCUCUUGGAGAUCUAAGUACACGUGUGCUCUCGUUGGUGAACGUGGUAAUUAGGCUAGAAUAUUUUUUUAAACGGUAGAACCUGUGGUGAAAUCGAUUCUGACUCCAGUUUUGUCCUUGUACUAGUUUUAACAGAAUUAAGCUCCUGUUAGUAUGUACACGUGCAUUUGUGUGCUGGGGCACGCGCAUGUGCGUGGGGCCCAUUGUCAAACAGAUCCGAUGUCACAUCAGCGGUGAGACCUGCCACUCUAGAUAGCAGUCUGUGUGCAUCAAGUAGAUACAGUGAUGAUAUAGCAAAGUAAACAUUUCCAAUAGCAUUUGUACCAGGAAAGCCAGCUCUUGUCUUUUCAAACCUGUGUUACGCAAAAGAAACCUGCUGCAGGGACUUUUGCGGUUAAGAUCCAAAAUACACAAUUUUAAUUCUCUCACAGACUGCAGUGGCUCUUUCUGUGUUGUAUGUGUUAACUGAGGUAGUUUCCAGGUCACCAAGUGAACUUAGCUACAGUCAAGCUGUCCUGUUGGUUGCUUCUGUACAUUUUAUUUUUUCACAGCAUAUUGUCUGGUAUGAUGCAGAUUGUAUAUUUAUUGAAAAUAAAAUUCUAUUUAA
Messenger RNA from Phalacrocorax carbo (great cormorant), 2801 nucleotides. Lineage: Eukaryota; Metazoa; Chordata; Aves; Suliformes; Phalacrocoracidae. The record is from RefSeq and is a predicted model, not a curated record.